AUUCACUCCUAGUGAAAAUUGAAAACACCCUUAGUAAACGAAUAACAACUCGUUUGAUUAGGUUGAAUUUGUGUGAAUAUAUUGAAGUACUAAAAUUAUUGUUAUUUUAUUUUUGCAAAAGAAAAUCAGAUCAUUAAGUAAUCAAAUCAGUAGCCACCUGGCUUACAAUACAAUCAUGAAUACCAAUAAAAUUACUCCCUCCGUCCUAAUUUGUAAGAUACUUUACGGUUUACGAUGUUUGAUGGACGAUAAAGUAAAUUGAUCCCCGUCCACACUCAAAUUAGUUUUAGAAAAUAAAAUUUGCAUAUUCAGAAACUAAAAGAUCAAAAUAAAAGAUUAAGAGAUAUUUAUGUUGACCAUGUCAAUAUAGUAAAUAUAUUUUACAAUUUGGGACUGAGGAAGUACUUUUCUGAUCUGGUAGUAAUAUGCCUUCCGUAGCUAAUGAAUGAGCAACCAGGUUCGCAGACCUUUAUAAAUAGAGAGGCUAAAACUUUCAGCCCCGUACUCGAAUUCAAAUUUUUCUCAGACUUCCCGAAUAGCGAUGGCGGUUCGAACUCCCAGAGCUUCGGUUUCACCUGGACUCUAAUCACCCUGUUUGGAUGUGGUAAAAGCCAUUGCCCCUGAUCGGUACUAAUACCUCCCUUCAUGAGGCUUCUUAGCUUCCAGCUAGUUGUAUUUUAAUGUUUCAACAAUUAUUUUAAUAUUUAUUAUUUUAGAAAUACUAAAAUUAUUGUCAAAACAUUUAAUUCGUUAAAUUCACAAAAUUAUGAAAAACUAUACUAGUAUUAAUUACUCCGUAAACUUUACUCCGUAUUAAAUAAAAACUCAACUAUAUACAAAAAACUAUAACAUUUGAUUUCAUCAAAUUCAACCAAUACAUAGUUAAGUCAUUUAAGUCGCAACAAUAAUAUUUUUCUUUCUCAUUUAUAUGUCAACUGUCAAGUGAAAUGUGAAAGUCCAUUUUGUGACCCUUAUUUCAAACUUCAAUUAUUAUCCUUAUUUUAGUGACAAACCUUUUUAAUAUCAAGCACAUAACUUUUGAUUCCACGUGUUGAAUUGUCUAAUAAUAAACAUAAGUAAGGUUAAAAUUACCCCUGAAUUGGCAUGAUCAUUUAAGUUAUUUUUCAUAUAAUUCUUUCUAUAGUUUAUUCAUAAAAUAGAAAAUAUAUGAAGGCAUUUUUUUUAUAUACUCACAUUUGUAUUAUAGUAUUUGCCCUUACAAUAUGGAUGCAUUAAAAAUAAAGAACAACGUAAAAGCAAUUAAAAAUAGAAAUAGCGCAAACAUUAAAAAAGUUUUUUGCCUAAAACAAAUAAUCCCCUUGCCUAAAAUUGCCAACUGUGACUUUUCCGCCUCUGUCCUUGAAAAUUAGCUUUCACUCUUCAGAUUCUCCUUGCCCACAAGAUAAAGGAUUUGGAUUGUGAAUUUGUGAGUAUCUCAAUUGGGCAUAAGGAAUUAAAUUGCAUAUUCAUUGCAGGAUUUCUGAAGAUAUUUUAACAUCUUUUUUCUUGAUCCAAUUUCGGGUUUGUAUAGUAAAGUUAUCUGCUAUGGAGGUAAAAGACAGAAUCAGUGGACUUCCUCUGGACAUACUUGCCCACAUUUUGGGAUUAUUGCGGAUUGAAGAAGCUGCUAAAUCUGCCAUUUUGUGUACGAGUUUGAGAGAUGCUUGGUUAAGUCUUUCACACCUCAACUUUGAUAGCCACUUCUUCAAAUACAUUCAGGACCAUUAUAUAGCAGAAUCAAGUCAAUCACCAAUGUCUGUAAUCGACACAAUCAUCAUCAAACACAACGGACCUAUUCGAAAAUUUGUGUUUGAUUGUAACUUAAUAAGACUCCCCUUACCCUACUGUAGGUGGGAGCUUUUGCGACACUGGGGUAAUGAUAAUGAUGAUUGUAACUUCAUAAGACCACGUAAAGAUAAGUCUAGGUGGCUGGACUUUGAUGAAUGGUUACAUUGUCUCACCCAGAGUGGUGUUGAAGAAAUGCACCUCUCUUUUGGCCAACAUACGGCAUACAUAUUGCCAGAUUGCAUAUAUUCUUGCCCAUCGUUAAAGACGUUGCAUCUUUCGGGAGUCUGUUUUGAACAAGUUAGCACCGCGUGCAUAUUCCUGAAUGUUACUACACUUUUAUUAGAAAACAUCCAGUUUGAUCACAGAAAAUGUUCUGCUGCUGAACUUCCUAUGCUUAGGAAUCUAACUUGUGAAAGCAUUUCUGGUUUUAACUUUACUGCCCCAAAGCUUAGAAGUUUGAGAUUUCGUGCUUGUGAGUAUUACAUUGUUGGAAGAAACUCGUGUCUCAUUCUUCCGGUUACGUUAGACUUGAGAACUAUCCACUCUGUUCAUCUAGAAACAAUUGACCUUGAGAGGUUUGUUAGUGAGUUAACUUGGGCGGGACAAGAACAAACUACACUCAAUGUGGAACACCUGCAGCUACGCCUGUAUGACAAGUAUUCGGAUAACAUAUCGACGUGCUUUCACUUGUUGCGGAUGUGCCCACUGUUGAUCAAACUUGACAUACAUUUAACAUUCGGGGCAGGGGUUGCAAGUGCAGAAGAACUAUUGGAGCUCCCUGAGCAUACUUUGGCCCAAACAUUUGAUACAAUUCGGGAUUUAAGUAUUGUUUGCUGGUUUCAAGGGUCAGAUCCUGAAAUGCUAUUCUUCAAAUGGCUACUUUGCCGCUUUCCGGCACUUGAGAAGGUUUUAUUUUAUCCAAAUUAUAUGUAUUCAGGCCACAACCCAUGUGAAGAUAUGGAGACGCUUUUGUGCUUUCUGCGUUUCGAUAGGGAAGUAGAAAUUUCUUACUCUGUAUUAUAUUAAGUAAUGUGUAAGUUAGAAUAUAUUAGAUAACAACUCUAACUGAUAUGGGUAAAUCCGUAUAACUAAAUAGAUUGAUAAGGAUUAUAUAUUUUGUGAUGAUCUAAUACGUCCUGCAAGACAGAGGUUCUGCAAGAUAGAGGUUCCAUGGGUUAAUCCUAACUUGGACUGAAAUUUUUUCGAACAAGUGGCUACCAAGCGGUUUAGUGUGGAUAACAUAUUUCUGACAAGUGUUUGACCCCUUGCCAAUGGAGAUCCAUCGGAGCAUGAAUGAAUUGAGACAAGCAGCUGACCGCAAAGGAAAUAUCAAGGCAUGUAAAAGCCAAAUGUAUGUUGAAACAAACCAAGAGUAUGACAUAGUUAUGUGAGUGCCGAACCAUCCUGGUGUUAUAACUGGACAAUAGCUAGAGCUCAUAAGGGUUAGAGCCUCUUAAGCUCUAUGCAUUCCGCAAGUUUCUAGUAUAUGAAUAAUACUAGAGAUUCACAGUAGCAAUUUGAGCAUCACCAUCUCCAUGAGAUGUAUGUAUGAUCAUAAAUUGAAAAAAGAAUUUUGUACCACUUUUAUUUUUUAAAUACUCUAAUU
This is a messenger RNA of Cuscuta europaea, 3394 nucleotides long. The record is from the annotation of a GenBank genome assembly. Lineage: Eukaryota; Viridiplantae; Streptophyta; Magnoliopsida; Solanales; Convolvulaceae.